Messenger RNA from Humulus lupulus (European hop), 1633 nucleotides. RefSeq lists its product as uncharacterized. NCBI's taxonomy places the organism in Eukaryota, Viridiplantae, Streptophyta, Magnoliopsida, Rosales, Cannabaceae. The transcript has 4 exons. The coding region runs from base 186 to 1418 and encodes 410 amino acids. The record is from RefSeq and is a predicted model, not a curated record.
CUACCUAAAACUUAAAAAAGCCUCAUUUUUCAUAAAUCAGGCAAAAAAGCUAAAUAAAUAAAAAGUUGCAAACAAAAACAAAAACUCUGAGAUUCAAACCUCCCUUUCUCUUACUUUCGUCUUCUCUCUCUCACUGACUCGGAAGAGGAAAAGUCUCUCUCAGUAAGGAAUCUACAAUACAAUCAAUGGCAGAGAAGGAGGAACCAGAGGAAGAAGAAGAAGCAAAAGAGCAACUAAAAUCAGAAGAAAUGGAGAAUGUGAAGAAGCUUUUGAGCUCCUACAUUGGGGUAAGCUUCAGCGUCUUCUUGGCAUUGGCUCCCAAGAAUUGGAUGCAGUUACAGAAGCAAGCGAGGGAGCUUAAGGAGAGGUUGGCGCAAGCGGAGGAUCAGUUGAGGUUGAUGAGUUCGAGGAGGAAGGAGGAUUCCAAGGCCAACGCCAGAGUGGUCGAGAUCUUCGCUAGUCACAGGAACGCCUGGCAAGCCGAGGAGAAGUGGUUCCUCCACCAGAUCGAUGCCGCCAAACAGGAAAUUGCUCAUCUCAACGCGAGGGUCACUGAGUUUGAGAAGUCCGAAGACAGUUCCAGGGACCGAAUGUAUCAAUUGGAGAAAGAGCUCGCCGAGAGGGAUGAGAUGAUCGGUUUCAUGUCGAGGCAUGGCGGGACUGAGUUUGGGGCCAAGGAGGGGGAAGAGGACGGGAGUUUUGGAGAUGGUAAUGGCAAUGGUCUGUACGAACAGUUUCAGCAUCGUUCUAGUGAGUUUGAUUCGGAGUAUCUUGCUUCGGCUUCCAAGCUUUCGACAGAAAGAGCCAUUCUCUGGCAGGAUGUACAGUAUGAAUCUGCCGAGUCAAUGUAUCCUAUGAAGCAUUUUGUUGCAAGGGAAUCUCCUUGGAAGGUGGAUGGAGAUUCAAGUGGGAUCUCCUCAAAGCUAAAAUUACUUGAACAAGAAUUACUGAAUUUGGAAAAAGUGGGAAAGAGUGAUGUAUUAAAGGCUCCAUCAUUGAUGAGGAAACAAGCAAAGAGAUAUCAAGCUCUUGCUGGGCAGAUAGAUGAGCUAUGCAGAACAAUGCAAGAUAGUGAUCCCAGUGACCCCACCGUUAGUCUAGAUUUCCGUACACAGAGGCAGACGGAGUUUCUGCUCGAGGCAUUUAGACUUCAGCAGCGUGCAUCUGAAACUGGGCAGAAGCUAAUGGCAUUGCAAACCGAGAUCGGGAAGAGCUACUAUGGAGAUGAGAUGGGAAGCUAUGCAAAUAUCACCACAAAACGGUCAUUGGAUUCCAUUGGAAACAACUUGAAGGAGAUCCAGAGGAAUUUAGAGAUAUGGUUGGCCAGAAUCAUUGGAGAUCUUAAAGGCAUUCUAUCCAGAGAUGGAGUGUCUCGUGUAAAGGAGUAUUUCGUUUCUGGAUAUCCCUUUGUUCAAUAGAAUCUGGGUACUGGUAUUCUCGUAUCUCAAUCCAUAUUAACUUUUUAUUUUCUUUGUUGUAUAUGUUCUGAUCUGAAGUCAUGCAUGCAAGUUGUGUUUAAAAUUUGCCAGUGGAAAUGAAUUAAUUCCACUUUUUGUUUAUGGGUAGGCAUUUGAAUGUAUUGGCUGAAUUUCAGAACGAAAUUUAUGAUUAGACCGAUCAUAGGUUCAGGAUC